This is a messenger RNA of Calypte anna (Anna's hummingbird), 1952 nucleotides long. RefSeq names its product dermatopontin (gene DPT). Bases 11 to 610 code for a protein of 199 amino acids. Gene Ontology annotation, molecular function: extracellular matrix structural constituent. The record is from RefSeq and is a predicted model, not a curated record. Gene Ontology annotation, cellular component: extracellular matrix. NCBI's taxonomy places the organism in Eukaryota, Metazoa, Chordata, Aves, Apodiformes, Trochilidae. The transcript has 4 exons. Gene Ontology annotation, biological process: collagen fibril organization.
CAUCCUCAGGAUGGACCUCAUCCUCCUCUGUGUGUUCCUGCCUCUGGUGACCACGGCACGGGGCCAGUACGGUGACUACUACUACGGCCCCUAUAACUAUGGGGAUAAUGAUGAAUGGGUCAAUGUGUACCGCCAGGGUUUCAACUUCCAGUGCCCACAUGGGCAGGUGAUUGUGGCCAUCAGGAGCGUUUUCAGCAAGAAGGAAGGCUCGGACAGACUGUGGAACUACGCCUGCAUGCCGGCGGCUCAGAGCCUCGGUGAGCCCACGGAGUGCUGGUGGGAGGAGAUCAACAGGGCGGGAACUGAAUGGUAUCAGACCUGCUCAAACAAUGGGCUGGUGGCUGGUUUCCAAAGUCAGUAUUUUCCAUCUGUGCUCGACCGUGAAUGGCAAUUCUACUGCUGCCGCUUCAGCCGCAGAUGCCCCUAUUCAUGCUGGUUAACAACAGAAUAUCCAGGACAUUAUGGAGAAGAUAUGGACAUGAUGAUGUACACUUAUGACUAUUACAUUCGUGGAGCAACUACAACGUUCUCUGCUGUGGACAGGGAUCGUCAGUGGAAAUUCAUUGUCUGCAGGAUGACAAACUAUGACUGCCCAUUUCAAAAUGUUUAAAAAGAAUGAGGGUACCCAACCUUGGGUACCUUUCCUUGGAAACCUUGGGAAGGACAGGGUGGGAUGAGGGUCAGUGAUUAUGGGAGAAGGGCAAUUAAGCUCACAAAAAAAGUACGAAGACUCAUCAACUUCCUGCUGAAGAUAAAAUCCUUUUCCCCUGGAGCUAGUAAAUAAAUUGCCAUCCCAUGUGCUUGCAACAGGGAUUUUGGAAGAUUCCUUCAAGUUUUAUCCCCCAACUAAAACUGCUUAUGAAAUACACAUUUACACAAGUUUAUGGCAUAUGCAGCUACCUUUUUUAUAUAUACUAUAGCCAUUCUGAAUGCAUAGAGCUUUUUUUCACACAGCAGCUGUCCCAGCUUCCCAGCACAGUCACUCCGAAUGAGGCAGAAUACACUAUAAGCUUUUGAACAUUCACUAGACCUUCCUGUCUCUACUUUGUACUUGGAACCAACACAGUGAUCCCUACCAGCUUCUCAGCAUGAGUAGUUGAAAGUGUGCUGAAAGCAGCAUCAGGGGGCCUCUGGCAUCCUGCAUCUGGUGUUACCUGUUACAGCCCUCAGCAUAACUCCACUGCAAAAAAGCUCCACCUGCAGAGAGUAUUCAGGUAUAUUCAGAGAGAAUUCCAAGUAUUCACAACACUGAAUCAACACCAGAUUAAAAAGAGAGUAGAUCCGUCAAUAAAACCAGAAGCCUAACUCAGCCUUAAUGAGUCUCUUUUAUGUUGUCUUAAAAGUCUCUGAGAACAAAACUACCCAGGAGCUUUACUCUGGGCAAACCCAGAAGUAGUUCAGGCUACUUGCACUCUCACUAAAUAUGCAAGCUGCAUUUAGGAGUCCACUUUCCAGGUGGACUGGGUUUCCACUAUGAGUGCCUGUACAACAUCCAUCUGCCUUUGGUAAGAUAUUCUUGGCUUAGAAUAGACAAAUAAAGUUUAUAACUCAGGCGACCUCAGUUCAUUCAACUUGCAGAUCUCUAUCCCCGCAGAGGAUAAGCUGACCAUGUUUCAAGAGUGCACAUCCUUUGUGCAGGUGUAAUUUAACAAGAAACCCUAUUGAUCUCUUCCAGGAAGAUCUACGGUAGGAUUUUUGCUCUUGAAGAAGACAGAAUUUAGGGCUCAAUUUCUUAGCUGAUGAAGUCAAUGCUAAACUUAGCAGUGGUUUUGACAGUGCUGUGAUGAUCCCAUGUACCAACUUAAGGUUGCAAAGCUUCACAGGAAACAGCAAUCAGCAAUUGGUUUCCGUGUUCCAAGUAUUUUUAACAUAUUCACUAAGCAUACCCCUCAAGUGUGAGCAUUAAAACUACACUUGUCCAAUAAAAGAAUAAUAAAUUUUGCAUUGCUGUA